GUUGGACGUUCACGAUUGAAAACGCUGACGUUUAAAUGUCUUUAUCACUCGGUGUUUUAAUGGCUAGUGCUACGGUGGCCGCGAAUGUCAAAACACAACAACAUUUCGCAAAAAGACACAAUGACGUUCUCCAUUUUUUUUAUUUUUUAAACCGGGUUCCAAAGUCAUGGGCACCGCGAAGUAGAAACAGGAAAAUAACGUUACACUGUCGGCUUCUGGCCAAUCACAAACAGGAAGUGUCGCCCCCUAACCCCUUUUCCGUAAUCUGUCGCGUUCUCUGUAAUGUUGUGUUAAGUGAAAUGUCCUUGUGUUUUGAACCUCGGUGCCACCGUAUAAUACGCUGAACGAACCACAACAGAAAUAAAACAGAAUUCUAGAAACUAAACGGACAAAGUAACGCUUCUAAACUAACUUUAAAGUGAAAAUACGCGUUACAGUCGUCGGGAUUCACGUCAACGUAGUUGUAAUGAAUGUUAAAAAAAGAAAUAUUCACCUGUAGUUAUGUGGUUAUUGAAUGUGUGUCUCUACGUUUCCUACUUUUAUAUAUUAUAUGUAACGUCUUAAAGUAAUGUAACUGACAUACUUUAACUUGCUGUACAAGAAAAAGACAACGAUACAAAUGUCUUCUUUGUUCUUCCAAAAAAAAAACGUAAAAAACAUCUGUGACAACAAGAGACCGAGCCCACAAGUCUGUGUCUGCCCCAGUUUGAUGGUUUUACCAGGUGUUCCGGAAAGUUCUCGAAAAUUCACAAACACGUAGAUUGAUGGUUUCCUACCACGGACGCUAAUGUGCGUGUCCUGCGCGUGAACUAACAAACCUGGUAACUCCGAACGGGAUUUAACAGUAAACAGUGACAAACUUUUUUUUAAAAAACGGUUUUUUUUCUUUUAUUUUGAAAUGCAACACCGGAAAUCACAAUCCGCUUUUCUCUGUUGGUUUGACGCGGCUCGUCUUCCUUUGGUGAAUCCAGAGUAUUUACAACCAAACAUCUACCGACACUGCCGUCCGCCACAGACAGACAGACAGACGGGAAGUCAGCCUGGUGCGCCACAGCUUUAUUUUCCCCCCGCUGUCAGACGGAUGUCGGUUCCUUUUUCGACCGAUUUCGUGCAUUUUCCUGUCCUGUUGGCCAGUGAUAGCACUGCAGUGGUGCGCAGCUUCGCCUGGAGAAACACCUGUGCACCUCAGUCAUAAAUGUUGAGUAGAGAGCAGAUCAGCCGGCGGUGCAGUGUCUGUUUACAUUUGUCUGACAGAAGCAGAGGGCGCAGUACCGAUGCCGCACAGCCAGUCGUCAUGCUCGGAGAACGCUCCCCUCACUGCGGAGCGCUGAGAUGUUCCAGCUGAAGAGCGAGCGUGUCACAUCACAUCAGCAGACCGUUUACAGAGCCUGUGGGUGGGUGGUCCCCAGCCCCCUCCGGUCCCGAUAAAGGACACCAGGAGUUAACUCGUCCCUCAGCGCUUUUUUUCCCCCCGUCUCCCAGCAGCCCCUCCGGGCGAUCCACGACGACCCAAGAUGGAGUGGUCACUGGAGAACGUGAGGGAGAUGCUGGCGGGGGGGAUGCAGUCCAUCAGGGAGUGCGAGGUCUGCGCUCUGGCCAUCGGCCUGUGCCUGCUGCUGCUCUUCAUGUGGUACUGUUACAGAGUGGGCCGGGAGCACAGCUCCAGCCCCCUGCGUGGGCGGUAUCUGAGUGGGCCCAGCCGGAUCGGAGGAGUGGUGGGGGGCUUCAUGAGUUCGGACUGUCGGAGCAGGGGGAAGGGGAAACACGGAUCCAUGUUGGAGGAACAGAACGGUUUCGCGUUUUGCCAGUCGUCGGAGUGUUUCCGCUGCACGAGCAGCGGCGAGAGUCUCAACCAGAGGCUCUACCACAGCCUGCAGGACUACGCCAAGCGGUACACCUGGUCGGGUAUGGGCAGGGUGCACAAAGGAGUCCGUGAUCAGGGUCGGUACCUGAACAGCCGACCGACCAUCCAGAGGCCCGAGGUCUUCUUCCUGCCCGACCUGCCCUCGGCCCCGUUCUUCUCCAGGGAGAUCCAGAGACACGACGUGGAGCUGCUGGAGCAGAGCUUCCCCGCCCUUCUGUCGGAGUUCGAGAGCAUCUACCACCAGCCGCCGGCCCGCAGCGGAUCCGCCCUGCCUCCUGGCUGGAAGGUCAACAGCACGCCCUAUGGCCAGUGGUGGACUUACUACCUGGUGAACCAAGGCACUCCCCUGGUCCUCAACGUCAGGCGAUGUCCUCGAGCAUGGCGGGUGCUGGGACAGCUGCGGACCUUCAUUGCCAACAACGUCUUCGGCAACGCCUGCUUCUCGGUCCUGACGCCUGGAGCUCUGAUCACUGAGCAUUACGGUCCCACGAACGUCCGGUUGCGCUGCCACCUGGGUCUUAAAGUACCUCCGUCCUGUGAGCUGGUGGUGGGUGGAGAACCACAGUGCUGGUCUGAGGGCAGCUGUCUCCUCUUUGACGACUCCUUCCUCCACCGGGCCUUCCACGAGGGCAGCGCCGACGACGGCCCCAGGGUGGUCUUCAUGGUGGACCUGUGGCACCCCAACGUGGCCGCCGCCGAGAGACAAGCCUUAGACUACAUUUUUACUCCGGGCCGUUUAGAGGACAGAGAAGAGAAAUAGAAGAAGAGACAGACGGCUGUCAGGGGAGGGAGGGGGGAGGGGGAUAUGGUUGGGGGGAGAUGAAGGGUAUGUGGGGAUGGGUGCGUUCUUCCCCUCGGGACUAUCUUUCACGUUCACUGUGUAAAUACUCUCUAACUCUUAACACUGUUCGGAGUUUGAUUCCUCCAGCAGUCGCACCUGUCUGUUUACAUCAACUCUGAUUGGUCCUCACACUUCCUGUCACUUUCCGUUUUUCAAAACGUUUCACUUUUUGUUUGUUUAUGUUUGGAGUCAGAUGCAUAGGACAACAACACGGUGGAGAACUCCCACAGUUGGUCGGAGGUUCUCAACCACUGGAUCGCGGACUGGUAAUGGGUCACCGUGACCUUUGACAUCAUUUAGAGCAGAUGUUUAUUGAACAUUUUGGAGCGUUUUUUUUUUUUUGUUUGUUUUUAUCAGCCAUUUCUGUUGAUGCUUCAGCCAAUCAGAGAUGGCUGUCAAUCAUAUGAUGUCAUAUCUCAGUGGACCCCCGCCCCCCGAUUCCCUCCCGCCCCACAAGGUUGUACAGAGAACUGCUCCACCUUCCUGAGGACCCUUGAAAUCACAAGUCAGUGAGUGAAGAUGAAUUGAUCACUCUACUAAUGCUAACAGCA
Cynoglossus semilaevis (tongue sole) is the source of this 3256-nucleotide messenger RNA. It is a transcript of the gene asphd2, whose product is annotated as aspartate beta-hydroxylase domain containing 2. Lineage: Eukaryota; Metazoa; Chordata; Actinopteri; Pleuronectiformes; Cynoglossidae. The record is from RefSeq and is a predicted model, not a curated record. Gene Ontology annotation, cellular component: membrane. Bases 1515 to 2624 code for a protein of 369 amino acids. The transcript has 4 exons.